Molecule: messenger RNA, 1008 nt
Organism: Didymella exigua CBS 183.55
Lineage: Eukaryota; Fungi; Ascomycota; Dothideomycetes; Pleosporales; Didymellaceae
Exons: 1
Coding region: 156-779 (207 amino acids)
Source: RefSeq, a predicted model, not a curated record
GGAACGAGGCGAAAUAGUGAGGACCCCACUGCGCCAGGCUCGCGUGUCGGAAGACGAGGCUUGCCCGGAGAGGUAUCCAGCGACCUCCUUCUCGAAGCCGCGUCGAACAUGCACCGUCGUCUGCCUCUCGCGGCUGGUCACGCAUCCCCCAGAGUAUGCGAGAAUGUGUGUGGAGCGGCAUCUCCACUUUCGGCAACUCGCGGAAGAGGGCCACGGCUGCGGUGAACGCAUUGACACGUGGGCGGGAAAGGUCGUGUGAGGAGUGGUGUUCGGAUAAGCGUUGUCCGCUUUUGUCCAAGGUCUUGAGCCGCGGAAGCAUGUCUCCGCCCCAUGCUUGUCGCGCGACGGUGGAUGAGCCUCGUGCAAGGCCUGGAGAGAACCACACCCGUGGGAAGUACACAUGUAGCUGUCGCUGUCGCCCAGCGCCAUGGCUUGACAGCGGUGAUCUUUUCGACCAUCGUUCGUCCGUAACGCAGCGUCGGUACACAUGUCCGCGAAGCCAGAGAAACGCAGACAAGCAAACCUCUCAUACGCCGGCAGGCCUUUUGCGGCUUGAUCGAACUCGGCACAGGCUUGAUUCCAAGUCUCCGCCUCGUCACGAAGCGACUCCAGAGAAGCGCCGAUGCUUCAUCAACCUGACGCGACUCCGGCACUACCCAAAGCGGCAAUCCGCCGCCGGCUGCCUUGCCAGCAUGCAGCACGGCCGUUGUGGAGCAGCGAAUCACGCAUCGCGCCCGGCGCCGUUCGAGAUCGACGCGUCUGCACCAUCCCCCAAAUGAUGCGCUGAUCCCCGCCUCCGCAACGCGGCUCAAGGACGGACGUCAUCGCUCCCCACAGCCUGAAGGGUGAUGCCCGUGGCUUGCGGGUGCCGCACGGCAAUAGCGCACUAGUGGGAUAUGGACCUGAGGACGGACGCGGUUACAUCGCUGGGACGGCGAACGGAUGCUGCUUCAAAAGGCGGGCCAGCGCGCCGUUUGUCUUUCCUGUUGCAUCUGCUUUUGCUUGCAA